This is a messenger RNA of Caenorhabditis briggsae, 429 nucleotides long. Bases 1 to 429 code for a protein of 142 amino acids. The transcript has 2 exons. NCBI's taxonomy places the organism in Eukaryota, Metazoa, Nematoda, Chromadorea, Rhabditida, Rhabditidae. The record is from RefSeq and is a predicted model, not a curated record. Gene Ontology annotation, biological process: DNA integration; DNA recombination. Gene Ontology annotation, molecular function: DNA binding.
AUGUUUCCGUUCGAAGCCAAAGCUACGUCCACGGCUGCCGCUUACAAGGCAGAGAACGACAAGAGAAAUUCGUGGAUUUCUCAGAAGAAGCUUCCAAUGGACGAAUCUAAGCAAAUCGGGAGUAGUGCUUUGGCGAAGAUCUCGGCUGCCUAUCAAACAGCAAAUGAAGGCAUUUCAGCCAUCGGAGCGUCUUUUGUGUCAGACAUCAUCAAGUCCAAAAGAAGAGAGGAAAGCCUGCUAAAGAAAGAAGUAGUGAAAGUGACUAUGGAGGAUGUGCAGAAGAUCACAAUGUUGGCAAUGAAAGAAGACAGUCCGGAGAGGGAUCGAGACGCGUUGCUGGCAAUUCUAUCGUUCAAUGUCAUGCUAAGAGCAUCGGAAGCCGCUAAGAUCAAGUGGGCAGGAGUAACACAGAAAGAUGAGUAUGAUUGA